Messenger RNA from Coprinopsis cinerea okayama7#130, 1401 nucleotides. RefSeq lists its product as hypothetical. The record is from RefSeq and is a predicted model, not a curated record. The transcript is spliced from 2 exons. Lineage: Eukaryota; Fungi; Basidiomycota; Agaricomycetes; Agaricales; Psathyrellaceae. Bases 1 to 1401 code for a protein of 466 amino acids.
AUGCGACGCUCUACCCGUCUGACAGCGUCUAAGCAGCCCGUACAGGGCCUCCCAACAGUAAUUCUCCCAACAGAACUCGUCUCUUUAAUUGUCGACCAGUUGAUUGACGACAAACCGGCGCUGAAGGCAUGCUCUCUGGUUAACAAAGCCUGGUCACAGCCCUCUCGGGAGCUUAUAUACAGACAAGUCCUACUUGGGGCACCCAAACCGAACAUCCGAUGCAAACAACUCCGCAAGCUUCUCGAGGCUCAACCGAAUCUCGCAAGGGCAGUCCAAGUCGUCGACAUCGUCCAGGAUGCAAAGAGUGAAAGGAGCAAGUACUCCGAUGGCUGGCUCAAAUCCUCAAAGGACAUCGCCUACAUUCUUCCUCUGCUCACCUCUGUGCACGUAGUCCGGUUGUCAAGCCAUCCUGGGUUCCUGAAUUGGUCCUUCAUCCCUCCAGACGUCAAGACGGCAUUCUACAACCUGUUUUCGCAGCCCCACGUCAAGUCAAUUGUCUUGGUAGACAUGAUGAACAUGGACCUUACACCCUUCAGGCACUACCACCACUUGGAAGCGCUGGAACUGCGCACCGUGGACGUGGCAGACGAGGAAGAGGAAGUUCGGAUCUUACCUCCGAAAAAAAUUGAAAAGGCCACUCUUGUCGGUGGUGGGCAGGUAUCGACGUUGAAGGCGCUUGAUCUGUUCGACUCUCCAAAGGCCGUGCAAGUCCUACUCAAGGGCUCCGAGCUUGAAUCGGAUCCUGAUUCCCGGGGUUCGCAGGCUCAGACCCUCAACCUGCGCCAUAUCCAAAAGCUUACCAUUGGUACAAUGCCAGAUGAGACCGAUGACGAGCGGGCGGUAUGGGCAUCUGUUAUACAAUUCUGCUCUACUCGGGUGGAACAUUAUGUCCUCCAUGUGGACUGGGGUUUCGAUCCAAUUCUUAUGGAUAUGAAGCAUUUCCCUCGCCUCACGAGCUUCACCCUCCAUAUGAACGCCGAGCUGGUAUACCCUCCGGCCUGGAAUAGCGGCCACGGUGCGACAAUCCUCGAAGGUCUUUCCACGCUGUCCCUUCAAACACCACCCCUUCCGCUCUCCCACUUUACUCUCAUCGUCAGCGUCACGGAAGACAUAGAUUGCACGAGUCUGGAAGGCAAUCUCCGCAAAACGUUUCUUUUCAAAAGUCCUCAGUGGCUUGGGAGACUGGGCGGCAUUCUGGGGAACGAGGAGUCCCUCCCGAAGUUGGAAAGCGUGCGCUUAUUGGUCGAGGUGCUGGUCGACUCGGAGGUGCGGGAAGUCGGUCGUUACACCGAUCACGCAGCAUGGCGCAGGUUGGAGGCUACAGUCAAGAAAUCGCUUGCUGGGCUGAAUAAGCGAGGUAUCCUGGAAGUGCGACAAUUCCGCGAGGGCGACGAUCUUUGA